AUGCAGAACAAAAACUUCUUUGGUUGCAGUAUGACCCUAUACCCACCCGACGAGAGUAGGCUGAUACUUACAAACAACACCGAAUUUCUCGCGUUGGUAGACGAUGGCUACGGGAAAGGCAUCAUGAACUUUACUGAUGAGACUACUGGGCGCCAAUAUGCGGUUGUUGGUCCAACGAUAUCGCCCUCCGAAACAGACUGGCAGGCGACAUCCUACGCCAUAUCGUCCCAGUGUGCGUCUAUGCCUGCUACCGCCUGCGAUAUACAGGUGAACUCGUUCGUACGGGAUGGCCUUGGAAUUCCAUUAGUACCCUUCGACUGCUCCAUCGCUCGCGGCUCGCCGAUAGAUUUCUCAGGGAGCUACGUAGGCGAAUCAAUCUUGUACAACUUUUUUGAUUUCCACAAGCACUUAAAGGAACUCGGCAAGCCAUUUGGUAGGAUGGAAGGAUUAGACUUUUACCCUGAAAACGAGGCCAGAUCCAUUAUACCAAACAUAACAAAACAGGAGAGUGCUCAGAUGUUCCCAAGCACGUGGAGAUGGACCGCAGCCGUUGGUCUGGAUUUAGACGUCGAUCUGGACGGCUUACCAAGAGACAUGAUUGGCAAGGCCUGGCUGAUGGAGCCCGCUGCUACUGGUGGUACAAUCAAAAGGUUGGAAGCACAUGAGAGUAAAUCUACUGUGGCGGGCAUCUCAAUCCUCCCCUCCGUCGACGGCAUGGGAAACCUGGCGGACUUAAAAUUCAGCGUUUUGCGGCAAGUCAAUCCUCCAGUAUCCUUGGGAAAGUGGAUCUCAGACUUGGAACUUGGAAUGAGCACCCUUUUCGCCCAUCCUCUACGCGUGCAUACGGUGCCGGCAGACAGUAUUAUAGUGCAGACAAGAGCCAGAAAGAUUAUGACUAGAGCGCCUGUCGCUGCUGUCUGGCUGCUGAUUCUAGCAAAUCUGUUCUUCGCAGCUCUCGGAAUUGUACUUGCCGUUAUGGCCUGGAGGACAGCCGACCAAGACAUCUACCAAGUCAGGACGCGGCUUGGUGUUCCCGGAUUAGCGGCUGCUCUCUUCGAGAGGAACUCCGAGAACCGCAUCGUCAAGUCUGACAAGGAGUUGUUCCAAGAGAAUGACAAGGACGGACUACCGCUGGUUCUCGUUGGAGUUCAGCAUACCGUUACUGGAGGCAUGGCGUGGUCACUUCGCGACAACCAAACUGGCCGUCCAUGUUUGGCGGACGGAGCGAAGAUAUCGACUGCUCACAUCAGCGAUACCACGCACUCGACUUCAGAAGAGAAUAAUAGCACUGAGGAGGUCGUCCGCAAAUCCGACAGCUACGGUAAUGAGGCUGCGGAACAUCAGCCAAUCUCCGUCGUACCUUCAGAGCCUGUAACUCAAUCUGACGCUGUCAGCCCGAUGCAACAAUCUACUCACUGGGUGUAA
Molecule: messenger RNA, 1425 nt
Organism: Alternaria arbusti
Lineage: Eukaryota; Fungi; Ascomycota; Dothideomycetes; Pleosporales; Pleosporaceae
Exons: 2
Coding region: 1-1425 (474 amino acids)
Source: RefSeq, a predicted model, not a curated record